Molecule: messenger RNA, 2352 nt
Organism: Pocillopora verrucosa
Lineage: Eukaryota; Metazoa; Cnidaria; Anthozoa; Scleractinia; Pocilloporidae
Product: ubiquitin-conjugating enzyme E2 Z-like
Source: RefSeq, a predicted model, not a curated record
ACUCAGUGUGUUCAACAUGGCGGAAGAAGAUAUGUUCUUGGCAUCAACCUCGAAUAUGUUAUGGGAUCCCGUUUAUUCCAAGGACUGGGACAAAGAAAGUGUUACACCACAGUGUGUUCUGAGAAUCAAAAGGGAUAUUAUGAGUAUUUACAAUGAACCUCCACCUGGGAUGUGUAUUGUUCCAGACAAAGAAGACAUCACAAAGAUUCACGCUCUAAUCACAGGCCCAUUUGACACACCCUAUGAAGGGGGCUUCUUCUAUUUCCUGAUCCGGUGUCCUCCUGAUUACCCCAUCAGACCCCCCAGAGUCAAAUUAAUGACAACUGGGGGAGGGCAGGUCAGAUUUAACCCAAAUUUGUACAGAAAUGGCAAAGUAUGCUUGAGUAUUCUAGGGACUUGGUCUGGUCCUGCUUGGAGCCCUGCACAAUCACUUUCAAGUGUAUUAAUCUCAAUUCAGUCCUUGUUAAAUGAAAAACCAUACCACAAUGAACCAGGGUUUGAACAGGAAAGGCAAGCAGGAGAUUCAAGGAGAUACAAUGAAUGCAUCCAACAUGAAAGCCUCAGGGUGGCUGUUUGUGACAUGCUGGAGGGAAAACUAAAAUGUCCAUCAGCUCUCAAAGAUGUGAUGGAGAAAUCUUUCCCGGAAUUUUAUGAUUACUACUUGUCAGUUAUCAAUGAUAACUCACAUCUAAAUGGACAAAACAUGCUGGAUCCCUUUGGAGAGAAACGAGGAACAUUUGACUUUGUUUCAAUUAAACAAAGACUUGAGGUCAUCAAGAAGAAACUUGAAGAGAGGAAGACCACGGCACAGGGCUCUGACGCCUCAUCAAGUGAUAACGAGAACAUAGAGGAAUCUUAACAGAGAUAAAUAUGCUAUUUGUACAAUCAUGUAUGCAGUUAUAAUUUAUAUUUCAGUUACAAGGGCAUGUCCUGCCUGCAUAGCUGGUUAUUCUGUGAGAGUAGUAGGUGGCAAAGGUGUUAACAUUUAUGGCUACACUGCCUUCAGUUUCACCCAGCACCUAAAGGUGGUUCUCUCCCUGGAGUUACCUAGAAUGAACUGUGAACGGAUUUAUUGGAAUGGCUGAAAAAAAGGUGGCAAAUUGUUGAGUAUCAAUUUGUAUUGAGAGAAGGGGAUAAAUUGGAAAGGAUUUGGUGACUUGUUCUUCCAAUGGAUGAAAUGUUGGAUCGCAAUGAAGCGGUAUGUCCCAAGGUAAUCAAUUUAAAGUUGCAAAUAAACCUGUGAGAUAGUUAUUACAGGUACAGUAAGUUCUAGAGGGAAAGGAAAACAUCAGGCAAUCUAAAUAAGAGAUAUGCUUUGCUUCCAAAUGGCCACAAGAUCAAGCAAGGUUUGUUUUUAACGUUUUUGUGCUGAAAACCCAUGAGAAGCUAAGGCUUCACUACCUGUAGAAUUGAAGUAAAAAGUACUCUGAUUGCAUUCUCCUGGUAGAUAUUUCACCAAAAUAUGUUAGUCAACCCCAUAUUCAAUUUCUCACAUCCAAUUCAUAGAAUUGAGAGAUUGAUACAAUUCAGUCAGGAAGGGCCAACAGAGGGGGAAUAAGGUGCAGUGGUUCUUCCCCCCCUUCAUCAACAUAUUACAGAAGAGUUGGCUCCAGACCUCCACAGAAGCUUUCACCUCAAACAACUGCUUAUCAGCACCCCCACCCCAACCCACUUUAAUUUUUGCUCUACUGUUUCUUUAACUUGACCACUACACCAACUCAACUAGGGUUAGUUAGUUAGCGGUCAUUUUGAAUAUAAUUUUCUAUUCAAGGUAUAAUAAAUUGAGCUCAGACCUUAACCCCUUAAUUCCCUUGAAUGGCUGAGACAAAAUUUCUUCUUACAAGUGAUAAGAAUAAAGAAAAAUAUCAAUUAGGGAAUUAGUCUUUGAUUCAAUCCCAACUUCUCUGAACGAACAUAAAAAAAUUUGUAUGGUAGACAGUAAGGAGAACUACUAAUGAGAUCUUGGGAGUGAAGGGGUUAAGAGAAAGCAAGUAAUGACCUUGUGCUCUUCAUUUUCCUGGUACAAGUUUUUAAAUUUAAACUAUUGUUUCAACUAGGGGAAAAGCACUGUAUUCUUACAAGCUAAGAAAAAAGCAAAAAAUAACAAGUAUCAAUGUUGCUGUCCUCAAUGUCAAUAUGCAAGACGCAUUGUUCACAGAAAAUGUUAUCAUCUGUUCAAAAAUAACUAAACAUUUAUUUUAUUGUUAUUUAUGCUAGAAGUACAAUGUCUUCCAUUAAAAAUAAUACUAUAGAUCUAAGUUAGAGAAACUUAAUUUUUUUUAAACGAAGUAUUAUAAAAUUGUAUCAAAUAAUGAAUGACUGUAAUUUUGGAAAACUGUAUCUGAAUAAAUC